UCAGAAGGAAGAGGCGGAAGGAGGGUGGAGAGCACGUGAGGCACCUAGUACAGGAGCUGCUGUGAACAUUUGACUGAGUGUAGGGGACUAAGAUAUGUACCUACUGGGGCUGCUGCUGCUGCCGUUGCUGUUGCCACCCCUAUCUCUCCAACAACAGGACCUCUCAGAGAACAAGGUGGCCAUGGGGAGGAUGAUCCUUCCUGCCCUGGAGAAAGCCACAUCGUUCAUGGAGAAGAGAUUCAGGGAGCUUAACCUGGAUGGAGUGAUGGGAUUCUGGGUACUAGAAGUACAACUAAAAGGUGUCUUGGAGAAAUGGGGCCAGGAGCCUGCCCUGAAGCCCCUGAGCCUGAGGGUAGAGAAGAUAGUGAAGAAAUUGUUACCACUCAUCACCAGAGCCACAAUCUACCUCAAGCUCAGUGACUCUAAGUACUUCAAAGAAUUUCAAGAGACUCUACAGCCAGGGUUUUGGAAUCUCCCUCAUUCAUGGAGUCAAACAAACACCUCCAUCAUCUACUUCAAAAAAGUACCACCAGCUGCCCCACUGAUAAUAUACAAACACUCCUCACAGAAAUUCCUCCCAUUUCUAUAUACUUUUGAAGCUCAAGACCAAUUCUCCGAAAGGCAGAAGGAGGGCUUGCAGCCCUGUACCGUCACUGACAUCUGCAGGGAACUCAUGACUAAGCCUGGCUGCAUGGGCUAUACACUGUCACACCAGCUCCUCUAUUUCCUGAUUGCCAAAAUGAAAGGAUGCUCAGCUGGCCUGUUCCUCCAAUCCAAAUACUACAUGGAAAUUUUCUGUGCUAAUAUGAUGGCAUUGAAUUUGAAAACUGAAGAAGUUGGAUUCCCAUUUCUAGAUCGAGAUCUCUUUAUGGAAAAUAUCAUGUUCUGUGGACUUUCUGGAUACUCAGAUUUCUACAAGCCUAGAUGGCUACAGGCUAUUCUUACCUGGCAGAAACCUAAGGAGGGAUGCUUUGGGAAGCCUUAUGACAAUAGAAAACAAUUACCCAUAGUUGGUGAAGACCAACAGCAAUCAUUGAGAAGAGUUAAGAGGAGAGAGAAAGGAUUUUCAGAUGGGUGUUCUUCCCACAAAACAGCUGUGGCAGUUGCAGCCUUGGGUGGCUUCCUUUAUCACUCUGCAGAACAUUCACCAACCAUCACCAAGCCUCAUUAAUGCCUCACAACAAGCAAGGAGCAGCUCAAAGGGAUGAUUCUAUACCUGCUGAAAAUGAAACAUAGCUUUUUUGGUAAUGCAUCCCCUUAGGUUCUGAGAUUACAUAAAUUCACCAGCAGAGCAGUGGAAAAGUACAGGCAGACAAGCUAGACAAAACCAGUAUAAUUGAAAAUUGGGAUUAGCAGAAGGAUAAAAGUAACACUAUUAACUGUAUUUAGCAAAACUGGUGACCCUGAUUGGCCCCCAGAAAUUACUAAAGUAUUUUAAUUUAACCAACAUUAGGCAUCUCUUAUGUGCAGACAACUGUGUAAGAUGCUCAGGGCAAAACAAUUUCAAUAAAUAGUGCCUGUCUCAUGGAACUUACAAUCAAAGUGGCUCUUCCUAUCUCCUCCUAAUAUAACAUUCCUGGAAAGGUGAAUUCUAGUCAUUGAAUGCCAGGAAAUUUUGAGGCUGGAUAUUCCCAGGCUCCCCGAUUUCUGUUGCCUGCGACUAAGUGUUGCAGCAAAUGGAGGAAUGUGAAAUAAAGAGAUGAGGGCCAGGUGGGUCAGUGAAAGACUGAACCAAUUUAUUAUUCUGAGAGUCUGGAUUAUAUAGUGAGACCUAACAAUCAUCUCAAGGGUGUUCUAGCUAUUCUUAAGUGACUAACCCCAGCCUUUAUGUACAUCCUUAAUUUUUCACACCUGCUUGCCAACAAGGUUAAAGGGGCAGAGUAUUCUAAGACCUUCUGGGCAGGGGGAAAUUGGGGAGCUAAAUAUUCUGAAUAGAUAAGCCCUUAAGAGUAGGAUAAGGAAAGAGUCAAGCUCUAACCUAAAUUCCUUACCCCAUAUUAGACUCUCCAGCUCUGGCCCUCAACAAAUUUCUAUCUAUUCUGUUUAGGAGCAAAGACAGAUAUGGCAAGUAGAUAGAUGACUUUCUAGGAAUAAAACACCACAUUGCCCAGAAUUUGAAGCAAUAUACUUUCACAGCCUAUGCCUACUGGGGAAGCCCACUGAAAUGUUUCCUUCCCACAGUCCCUUUGAUUCCUUAAUUAAUGGCACCUAUAAAUGUAAAUGCUUUAAGAGUAGAAAAUGUUUCAGUUCUAGUCUUUGUUCUCCAUAAUCUAUUGUCUGGAAUAUAAUAGUAGCUUAACAAAU
This is a messenger RNA of Phascolarctos cinereus (koala), 2304 nucleotides long. NCBI's taxonomy places the organism in Eukaryota, Metazoa, Chordata, Mammalia, Diprotodontia, Phascolarctidae. The record is from RefSeq and is a predicted model, not a curated record.